Messenger RNA from Notechis scutatus (mainland tiger snake), 6146 nucleotides. Lineage: Eukaryota; Metazoa; Chordata; Lepidosauria; Squamata; Elapidae. The record is from RefSeq and is a predicted model, not a curated record.
CCCGGUGUGCGCCCGCCCGCCCGCCCCGGCGCCGAGGAUGCUGCGCUGUAUGCCGCCGCUGUGGCGCUGCAACCGGCAGGUGGAGACGCUGGACCGGCGGCACUGCUCGCUGCAGGCCGUGCCCGACGACGUCUACCGCUACAGCCGCUCGCUGGAGGAGCUGCUGCUCGACGCCAACCAGCUCCGCGAGCUGCCCAAGCCUUUCUUCCGACUUCUGAACCUGCGCAGGCUGGGCCUGAGUGACAAUGAGAUCCAGCGCCUCCCUCCCGAGGUGGCCAAUUUCAUGCAGCUGGUGGAGCUGGACAUCUCCCGCAACGACAUUCCGGAGAUUCCUGAGAGCAUCAAGUUCUGCAAGUCCCUGGAGAUCGCAGACUUCAGCGGAAACCCCUUGUCCAGGCUCCCCGAAGGCUUCACCCAGCUGCGCAACCUGGGCCACCUGGCCUUGAACGACGUCUCCUUGCAGAGCUUGCCCAGUGAUGUUGGCAACUUGGCAAACCUGGUGACCUUGGAGCUUCGUGAGAACCUGCUGAAGUGCCUCCCGGCAUCACUCUCCUUCCUUGUCAAACUAGAGCAGCUGGACCUCGGGGGCAACGACCUUGAAGUGUUGCCAGACACCCUGGGCGCCCUGCCCAACCUGCGCGAGCUCUGGCUGGACAGGAACCAGCUCUCCUGCCUGCCCCCGGAGCUGGGCAACCUGCGCCGGCUGGUGUGCCUGGACGUCUCCGAGAACAAGCUAGAGCAGUUGCCCAAUGAGCUCAGCGGGUUGGUGGUGCUGACGGACCUGCUUCUGUCACAGAACUUGCUGGAGGUGGUUCCCGACGGCAUCGGCCAGCUGAAGCAACUCUCCAUCCUGAAGGUGGACCAGAACCGUCUCACCGAGGUGACCGAGGCCAUCGGGGACUGUGCAAACCUGUCGGAGCUUAUCCUCACCGAGAACUUGCUACAGACCCUCCCCAGGUCUCUGGGGAAACUCGCCAAGCUGACCAACCUCAACGUGGACCGGAAUCGCCUGACGGUGCUUCCAGCAGAGAUUGGGGGCUGCAGCAGCCUGAACGUCCUCUCCCUUCGAGACAACCGCCUGGAAUUGCUGCCCCCGGAGCUUGCUGGCACCACUGAGCUGCACGUCCUGGACGUAGCAGGCAACCGGCUGCAGCACUUGCCCUUCGCCCUGACCAACCUGCACCUGAAGGCCCUCUGGCUGGCAGAGAACCAGUCGCAGCCCAUGCUCAAGUUCCAGACAGAGGAGGAUGAGAAGACGGGGGAGAAAGUGCUCACCUGCUACCUGCUGCCCCAGCAGCCGUCUGCCAGCUCAGAGAACCUCCUGCAGAACAGCCUGGACGAGAGCUGGGCAGAGGCCAACCCCAACCGCAUCAGCGUGAUCCAGUUUCUGGAGGACUCCCAAAUGGAGGAGGAGGAGGAGGAAGCCGGCACUGAGAAGAGGGGGCUGCAGCGCAGAGCCACUCCGCACCCCAGCGAGCUGAAGUCCAUGAAGAAGGGAAUGGAAGUGCGGCGCAGUGAGGCCUCCGUGGCAGCUAGGCAAGACUCCGCUAUCUCUGAGGGCAAGAGGCUAAGUGCUGCCUCCAACCACAGCGAAGACUCCCGCGUCUCUGGUAGCACCCUCUCUGCCAGUGGAGGCCCAGAGGAGGGGCGAGAGGUGCCACAGCCAGAGGGCGUGGCAGAGGCUCAGCUGGAGGGAGGGCGGAAGCUGGUGGCCGAGGAAAAGGCGUCCCCAGAGGAGGGGGCCACGCUGGAGGAGACGGUGGGGGACCAGGAAGAGGAGCCGGAGUUGGACUACUCUGAGCCCACGGUGCACUUUGCGGAAGACACCCUGGUUCGCAGUGAGGACGAGGACGAGGAGGCCCCCCCAUUCCCCACGGGAAAGCAGCGGCUGAUCCGCAAGGACACGCCCCACUACAAGAAGCACUUCCGGAUUGCUCAGUUGCCCCACCCGGAGGCGGUGGUGGCCCUCCUGCAGGGCUUUGGGGCCAGUGGGGGCCCCCAGGAGGAGGAGGAGGAGGAGGAGAAGCCGGAGGAGCAGGAGGAGGCCCUGGAGCAGGCAGCAUGGGGCCAGGCAGAGGUGGCCAGCGAGGGGGGCCCAGCGGUCCCACCCUCGGUCAAGGGGGUGUCGUUUGACCAAGCCAAUAAUCUGCUGAUUGAGCCCGCGCGCAUUGAGGAGGAAGAGCUGGCUCUAACGAUCGUGCGGCAGACGGGCGGCCUGGGCAUCAGCAUUGCGGGGGGCAAAGGCUCCACCCCCUACAAGGGGGACGAUGAGGGCGUCUUCAUCUCCCGGGUGUCAGAGGAGGGACCUGCAGCACAGGCCGGGGUGCGCGUGGGGGACAAGCUCCUGGAGGUGAACGGGGUGUCCCUGCACGGCGCUGAGCAUCACGUGGCGGUGGAAGCCCUGCGGGGCUCGGGCAGCAGCGUCUCCAUGACGGUGCUGCGGGAGCGGAUGGUGGAACCUGAGAACGCCAUCACGGUGACACCGCUGCGGCCUGAAGACGAUUACAGCCCGCGGGAAUGGCGUGGAGGGCUGCUCUUGGCCGCAGGGGCCAAGGACACCACCCUGACCGAGCGACUCUCAGCCUGCCUGGUGCGGAACGAGCGGGGCCUCGGCUUCAGCAUUGCCGGGGGCAAAGGCUCCACCCCGUACCGGCCAGGGGACACGGGGAUCUUCAUCUCCCGGAUUGCGGACGGGGGGGCUGCCCACCGGGAAGGGACGCUGCAAGUGGGCGACAGGGUGAUCUUGAUCAACGGGGUGGACAUGACGGAAGCCCGGCACGAUCAGGCUGUAGCCCUGCUGACCGCCUCCCCGCCCACCAUUGCUCUGCUGGUAGAGAGAGAGGCGGCACCCCAAGAGAAGGACCUGCCUGUGGGGCCACGAGGGCCCCUGGCCUCCUCGCCACCGCCUCUGCCCCCCCAAGGAGAGACCCUGCUGGAGGAGGCGGCAGUGUGCCGCCCCAGGAGCCCGCUGCCCGAAGGCACGGAGAGCCAGUACCCCACCGAGGAGGUUUGCCUGGUCAAGGCCGGGGGGCCCCUUGGCCUCAGCAUCGUAGGAGGCAGUGACCACUCCAGCCACCCCUUCGGCAUCCACGAGCCGGGAGUCUUCAUUUCCAAGGUCAUUCCACACGGCCUGGCCUCCCGCGGCGGCCUGCGUGUGGGAGACCGGAUCCUGGAGGUGAACGGCCUCGAUCUGCGCCAGGCAACCCACCAGGAGGCUGUCAGCGCUCUGCUCUGCAGCACCCCGGAGCUGCGGAUGGUGGUCAGGCGAGACCCUCCCCCGCCUGGAAUGGAGGAGAUUUGCAUUGAAAAGAGGCCUGGAGAGAAACUGGGCAUCAGCAUCCGAGGUGGCGCCAAGGGCCACGCGGGGAACCCCUUCGACCCCACCGACGAGGGGAUCUUCAUCUCCAAGGUCAGCUCUGCUGGGGCAGCGGCCCGCGACGGCCGGCUGAGGACGGGCUUGCGCAUCCUGGAGGUGAACCAGCAGAGCCUGCUGGGCAUGACCCACGCGGAGGCUGUCCAGGUCCUGCGGGCCGUGGGGGACCGGCUGUUGGUGCUGGUUUGCGAGGGCUUUGACCCCAAAGCCAUGGCUGCCCUUGAGCUGUCUCCCGGAAUCAUCGCCAACCCUUUUGCGGCCGGCAUGGGGCGCAAGAACAGCCUGGAGAGCAUCUCGUCCAUCGACCGGGACCUCAGCCCGGAGGAGGCGGACCUUCUGCAGAAGGAUGGGGUCAGCACAGAGCCCCUGCAGCUGGAUUACCGGACGUUGGCAGCCCUGCCCAGCAACAGCAGCCGCCUCCAGAAAGGCCCCCGCAGCGGCCUGGCAGUGGGGGAAGCCGAGUCCGCCCAGCGGGAGCCUCCCAGCAGCCAGCAGUGCUUGGCCCCGUCCCAGCCUUUCUGCCUGGUGGGCAAAGAGACACGUUUUACCAAGCCUGGGAGAAUUCAGCCAGUCUCUCGCCUACGCCUGACCUCGGCCCUGGGCCCCGUGGAGGGGCAGGACAGUCCCAGCCCUUUUCAGCAGCCUGAGCUGGCCUCUAGCCCCAACGGUCUGCCUCGGCAGUCCAGACCCCUCUCACCAAGUGAGGACCUCGCUCUCAGCGCCAAGCAGGCGUACAAGGCCUUGGCUGCCGUCCCAGGAUCGCAGCUGCCGUUGGAGCCGGAGGAGCCGCCAGGCCAGAGUGAUCCUGAUCAGGGGGCCCCCGUCUCUUCCGAGAGCCAGUGGGUGGGCCGCCCGCACAGCCCGGAGCAGCGGACCUUCCGCGAGAGGCAGAAGUACUUCGAGCUGGAGCUGAAGCAGCCGCUGCCUGCCGGGAAGCCCCUGAAGCGAGUCUCUCUGGUUGGGGAGGAAGACCUGAAGAAAAUGAAGGAGGAGGAAGCAGCUCGGAAACUCCAGCAGAAGCGAGUCCAGCUGCUGGAGGAGGAGGAGGAAGAGGAGGAGCAAAGCCGGGGGCCCCCCUCCAGCAUCUUCAUCGAGGGCGUUGAGUACAGAGUUGAGAAGCAGAACGGGAACAGCCUCCCCCCAACCGCCUGGAUGAGCCCCAUCUGCGCCAGAGGGGGGGAGCUGGGGGUGCCGGUCCGGACAGCCAAAGCCGAACGUCGGCAUCAGGAACGCCUGCGAGUGCAGAGCCCCGAGCUGCUGGCCGCCCCGGAGAAGGAGCUCUCCCCAGCCGAGCGCCGAGCCCUGGAAGCGGAGAAGCGGGCCAUGUGGCGAGCAGCACGAAUGAAGUCUCUGGAGCAGGACGCCCUCAAGGCCCAGAUGGUGAUUGCCAAAUCCAGGGAGAGCAAGAAGCGGGGCACAUUGGAGCAGCUGGCAGAGUCGCCUUCCCCGGCCCCCACGCCUUCCCCCACCCCCUUGGAGGACGGAGCUUUCCGUGUCGCAGUUUCACCAGGCCGGCUGUCUCUGCCUGAAAAGAAGUUCCUCUACAGGGAAUUUGCGGCCAUUCCUUCUUCCAAACCUGUAUAUGACAUCCAGACUCCAGAUGGGCGAGAAUCCUGCAAACAUCUCGGCAGCAACUCAGGGCGCCAGGACUGUGGUGGGACCUCGGAGCCCCUGACGACCCACGGUCCCUCUGUGGGCCAGGAGCUGGGCCUGUUUGGCGACGAGCGCAACCUCCAGCAGGCCCAACACAGCAUAGAAGCUGCCGUCCCGACAUAACAUGCCUGUCGUUGGAGACUGUGUGGACACUGCCAGGCCAAGGGGACAGAGUGGGGUGCUCAGCUGCUGGGCCCCUCGAUGGACCAUGGGGCUCUGGAUCCCCUUGCAAUGCGCUGGGGCAGAUUGUGACAAAUCGGAGAUGGAGCAUUGGGGGCAAGGGGAACUGAGGGGAUGUGGGGUCUGUAAAUAGUGGAUGGAGGACGGCCACAAAACUGUUUCCAUUUGGCAUCAGCUGUGGUCGCCAGAGACCUGCCAGGCGUAGCCAACCAGCAGUGGGGGCCCCGUGCCUGUCCCCCACCUUCCCUUGGGGCCCCAGCAGCACCUGCUGGCGGGGCGGGGGAACGUUUGGGCGCUGCCAUGCCAGGCAGGAUAGAGAAGGGUGAAGCCGAGUAGGGGCAGACUAGUGGUAUUAGGCGUGGCAAGGCAGAGGUUGGGGGUUGGAGUAGUGUGUGGGGAGGGGCACGGGGGCCUCUGGUGGUCCCAGGAUUGUGACUGUGGCCCCCACCGGUGCUUUGCAGCCUGGCCGGUGGAGCUGCAGGGCCAUCUGGGAAGGGGGGGGGUGAGGGACUUUCCUGGCACCCACCAGGCAGGCUGCCACUGUCCACAGGAUGAGGGCCGUCGCUUAGGCCAAACCGCUAGAGAGGCUCGUUUGAAUGGGCCGUUUGGUUUUAGGAAAGUAGCGUGGCUGGUGUCUCUCUCUCUCUUUCUCUCUCUCCUUCUCUCUCUCUCUCUCUCCUCUCCAGCUACGAAGGUGGCUGCCUCGCCCCCACCUAUUAGAGCGUUUGUUUUUAAACUAAUUUUAGCAUUUAAGGAGCAGCUGGGGAGUGGUCAGGCAGGGAUUCAGUGGCUAACUAACUUAUAGGUGCUGGGCUGUGAUCCAUCUCUCCUCCCCGCAGGGUAUUCCGGGGGAGAUCAGGACUGUAACUAGUGACAUUUGUACAACCAAAGAAAUCUAUUUUGUGGAUCAAUGACAAUAAAGUUUACUUUACCUUUUAGA